AGUGGCGCGAAAACCCUGCAGUGUGUGGUUUGACGGCAGCGGAGCACGCACCGUGCGGAACUCUGUGCAAUAUUGUAAGAUUUUAAAGUAGAAUAAAUAAUCGCUCGCAAUGGCAACCGACGUCGUAGAUGACCAGGAGAUGAGAGAGGCUCAGAGGGAUUACCUGGACUUUCUGGACGACGAUCAAGACCAGGGGGUUUACCAAAGCAAAGUCCGGGACAUGAUCAGCGAGAACAAAGCUCGACUCCUCGUCAACAUCAACGACCUGAGGAGACGCAACGAGGCCCGGGCUGCGAAGCUGAUGAGCAAUGCCUUUGAGGAGCUGCUGGCUUUCCAGCGUGCUCUGAAGGACUUGGUGGCCUCAGUGGACGCCACCUACGCCAAGCAGUACGAUGAGUUCUACAUCGGCCUGGAGGGCAGCUUCGGCUCCAGGCACGUCACCCCCCGAACCCUGACCUCCCGCCUGCUGGGCAACAUGGUGUGCGUGGAGGGCAUCAUCACAAAGUGUUCUCUGGUGCGCCCUAAAGUAGUGCGCAGCGUCCACUACUGCCCGGCCACCAAGAAGACUAUGGAAAGAAAGUACACUGACAUGACCUCGCUGGACGCCUUCCCUUCCAGUGCUAUCUACCCCACCAAGGAUGAAGAGAACAACCCUCUGGAGACAGAGUUUGGUCUUUCCAUCUACAAGGACCACCAGACCAUCACGGUGCAGGAGAUGCCAGAGAAGGCCCCUGCUGGCCAGCUGCCUCGCUCUGUGGACAUCAUCCUGGACAACGACCUGGUGGACAUGGUCAAACCAGGAGACCGAGUGCAGGUUAUCGGGACGUACCGCUGCCUGCCGGGCAAGAAGGGGGGAUUCACCUCUGGCACGUUCAGGACCAUCAUGAUAGCCUGCCACGUCAAGCAGAUGAGCAAGGAAGUGUCCCCCUACUUCUCAGCGGACGACGUAGCCAAAAUCAGGAACUUCAGCCGGACUCGCUCCACAGAUGUGUUUGAUCAGCUGGCUCGCUCCCUGGCUCCCAGUAUCCACGGUCACGAGUACAUAAAGAAGGCUAUCCUGUGCAUGCUGCUGGGCGGUGUGGAGAAGGUGCUGGAAAAUGGAUCUCGCAUCAGAGGAGACAUCAACAUCCUGCUAAUCGGUGAUCCAUCAGUCGCCAAGUCCCAGCUGCUGCGUUAUGUGCUGCACACAGCACCCAGGGCCAUCCCCACCACUGGACGAGGCUCCUCCGGAGUGGGUCUGACUGCUGCAGUCACCACUGACCAGGAGACUGGCGAGCGUCGCCUGGAGGCGGGUGCCAUGGUGCUGGCUGACCGCGGUGUGGUGUGCAUUGACGAGUUCGACAAAAUGUCCGACAUGGACCGCACGGCCAUCCAUGAGGUGAUGGAGCAGGGCCGCGUCACCAUCGCCAAGGCUGGCAUCCACGCCCGCCUCAAUGCCCGCUGCUCUGUGCUGGCGGCUGCCAACCCCGUCUACGGCAGGUACGACCAGUAUAAAACUCCCAUGGAGAACAUCGGCCUCCAGGACUCCCUGCUGUCACGUUUUGACCUCCUGUUCAUCGUGCUGGAUCAGAUGGACCCCGAGCAGGACCGCGAGAUCUCUGAUCACGUGCUGAGGAUGCACCGCUACCGCAACCCCCGUGAGCAGGAGGGAGAAGCCAUGGCUCUGGGUGGGACAGUAGACGUCCUGGCUACUGAAGACCCAAACGCAGUAGCAGAAGAGCAAGAGGAGCUGCAGAUCUACGAGAAACACAACAACCUGCUGCAUGGAAGCAAGAGGAAGAAGGAUAAGAUUGUGAGUAAGGAGUUCAUGAGGAAGUACAUCCACAUCGCCAAGGCUGUGACACCUGUGCUGACAGAAGAGGCAGCCAAUCACAUCGCAGAAGAGUACUCGAGGCUGAGGAGCCAGGAGCAGAUGGGUGCUGAUAUCGCCAGGACCUCUCCAGUGACGGCCCGUGCGCUGGAAACUCUGAUCCGUCUGUCCACAGCACACGCCAAGGCCCGAAUGAGCAAAGCCGUGGAGCUGGAGGACUCAGAGGUGGCUGUGGAGCUCGUCCAGUUUGCCUACUUCAAAAAGGUCCUGGAGAAAGAGAAGAAGCGUUCAAGAAAGGACCGGGACUCUGGUUCAGAGGAGGAAGAUGAUGAGGAGGCCUCCACUCAGAAGUCACAGAGAACUGCAAGGAAGAGGGGGCGGCGUGGUUCUCAGGGCAGUGAGCCCUACAGCCCGUAUGACUUCAGUGAAGAGCAGGAUGUCCCUGAGAUUCAGGCUGGCACUCCGAAACCAACCAAGCCAUCGCAGGAGGAGGAGCCCAUGGAGGCCACGACACAGGCUGGAGACACUGAGCUCUCAGCAGAGAGGCUGAAGGAGUUCAAGUCGUCCCUGUUCGCAGUGUUCCAGUCUGCUCACGCUCAGUCAGUGAAGAUGAAGACCUUGAUGGACGACAUCAACAAGGAGCGUCAGAAUCGGUUCUCUGAGCCAGAGGUUCGAUCAGCUUUGGCUCGCAUGCAGGACAACAACCAGGUCAUGGUGGCCGAUGACAUCAUCUUCCUCAUCUGAGGGAGGGACAAGAUGACGGUCUUCUGAAAUGUAUUACAUGGACUCUGAAACUCAUUUUGUCAAUAUGCAGCCUAAUGUUGCAUACUCAAUCAAACCAGUCAGACCCUGACCUAUAAGCGGCGCUUCCACACAUAUAGCACCGAUAAUUAUUCCAAACAGUUUAUUCUUGUGAUGGAUUUGGAUCCACAAUGUUGCAGAUUGUUCCAUCAACUUGAAUAUUUGAAGCAGGACCAUUGCAAAAGCCUUAAUCCACUAUGGACUUGUUUCUGUUCGGUAGAGGUACUUUAUAAUGUCUUUAUUACCAUGUAGCAACAGACUGCUGGUGUAACUGUAGAACAUGUCAGUUUAUUUAAAGACCGCAGAAGGGUGCUGCAGCCCUGUGCAAGUUUCAUUUAGCAAUGUAAUGUGCAUUACUGCACCAUAAUAUGGACAUUAUUCAGUUGUUUUACCGACAUUACUGUGGUAUGGAUUUGUAUAUAGUUGAAAAGUUUUGAAAUUAAUUGUAGUUGUGUAUUCAAAAAAUAAAAUACCCAUGCUUGGAAAAUGA
Micropterus dolomieu (smallmouth bass) is the source of this 3101-nucleotide messenger RNA. RefSeq names its product minichromosome maintenance complex component 3 (gene mcm3). Gene Ontology annotation, biological process: mitotic DNA replication initiation; DNA strand elongation involved in DNA replication; DNA replication. The record is from RefSeq and is a predicted model, not a curated record. NCBI's taxonomy places the organism in Eukaryota, Metazoa, Chordata, Actinopteri, Centrarchiformes, Centrarchidae. Gene Ontology annotation, molecular function: ATP hydrolysis activity; ATP binding; single-stranded DNA helicase activity. Gene Ontology annotation, cellular component: nucleus; MCM complex. The transcript is spliced from 17 exons. The coding region runs from base 110 to 2554 and encodes 814 amino acids.